Messenger RNA from Phialemonium atrogriseum, 471 nucleotides. RefSeq names its product ribonuclease H2, subunit C. The transcript is spliced from 3 exons. NCBI's taxonomy places the organism in Eukaryota, Fungi, Ascomycota, Sordariomycetes, Cephalothecales, Cephalothecaceae. The record is from RefSeq and is a predicted model, not a curated record. Gene Ontology annotation, cellular component: ribonuclease H2 complex. Gene Ontology annotation, biological process: RNA catabolic process. Bases 1 to 471 code for a protein of 156 amino acids.
AUGUCACAACCAAUGCUCAACAUCUCAAAGCAACCGUCAAAUCCACAGACCAUCCCGCACCUGCUCCCCUGCCGCGUACACUACGACGGCCCCGUCGAACCCAUCCAGUCCUACUGGAGCCCCAGCGAAGCAAAAGAUGGCACCAAGGUGGCGUAUUUCCGCGGCCGGAAGCUGCACGGCAAGGCGGUGAGGCUGCCCGAGGGGUACAGGGGCGUGGUAGUGCAGAAGGGCGAGGUCGAGACCACCACCACCCCGGCGGCGACAGCGCCGGAGCCGGAGGCGGAUGAGUUGGGGGAUGAGCCGGAAGUCGGGACGGGGAGGUUGGAGGCGAGGGCGGGGUUCGAGGAGGUGGUUGUCUGGGGCCACGAGACGACUGCGGAUGCCGGGUCGGAUCCGGUUGUGAGGGGUUUGGAGGAGUGGCUUGCUUUGGCUGAGAAGAUACACUCAUACCCGGCUGGUCAGGGGAGUUAA